AUGGCUGAGGAAGCAAUGGAAUAUAAUCUUGACGGGCAAUUAGAGCAUCAUGUUGCAGAACAGCCUGUUCCUGCUGAAGUGGUCAGCGGCCAAGGGGGACCACCCCUGCUCCAGCCUCUACCUACUGAAGUGGUCAGUGGCCAAGGAGGACCACCCCUGCCCCAGCCUGCUCCUGCUGAAGGGACCAGCAACCAAGUGGGACUGCACGUGCUCCAGCCUGCUUCACAGGUGUCUGUUGACCUGACAGAGGAAGUGGAGCUGUUGGGAGAAGAUCGUGUGGAGAACAUUAAUCCAGGGGCUUCAGAGGAACAUAGGCAGCGAUCUCAUGUUAACCGCCCCAUCCCAGUGUCUUCAUUGGUUUCAAUGAACACCUUCAUCAGUGGACUGCAGAGACUUCAUGGCAUGCUGGAAUUCCUGAGACCCCCUUCAGACCACAAUGUGGGACCAGUGAGAUCGAGGAGGAGGAGGGGGUCCGCUUCACGCAGGUCAAGAACCGCAGGGUCUCAGAGGACAGACGGUGCCAGGUCGAGAGCACCAUUGGAUGCUUACUUUCAAGUGAGCCGGACCCAGCCUCAUUUGCCAAGCACCUCUCAAAAUUCGGAGACCAGGAAUCCUGUCUCUGAAGACUUGCAGGUCUCAGGUAGUUCCGAUUCUGACAGUGAUAGCUCUACAGAGCCCGAAGAAAUUGUUGUCCAGGCGGAGGAAACCAGAGCUGUUGUUUUAGAAGAACAAGUAGGAGGUACCUCAGCAGAGCAAGAAGUUACAUGUAUUGGUGGAGGAGAGACCCACCCCAAACAGUCUCCCCAGAAGACCAGCCCUCUUCUACCUUCUGUUUCUAUGGAUGAUGAAGAAGGGGACACUUGCACAAUAUGUUUUGAACAUUGGACCAAUGCUGGGGAUCACCGACUCUCAGCAUUACGCUGUGGACACCUCUUUGGGUAUAAGUGCAUUUCUAAGUGGCUCAAGGGCCAGGCACGAAAAUGUCCCCAGUGCAACAAGAAAGCCAAGCACAGUGACAUCGUUGUUCUUUAUGCCCGAACCCUGAGAGCUCUGGACACUAGUGAACAUGAGCGCAUGAAAAGUUCCUUACUGAAGGAGCAGAUGCUGAGGAAGCAGGCCGAGUUAGAAUCGGCGCAGUGCCGGCUCCAACUUCAAGUCCUCACUGAUGAAUGCAGUAAGCUUCAUAGUCGUGUCCAGGACUUGCAGAAGCUUAUUGUGCAGCAUCGGGAUCAGAUUUCACAGUCCCCCGGGGGCUCCCAAGCACGUUUCCUGAACUGCCUGCCCUCCAGCCAGAACCAGCACAAGUACCAUUUCCAGAAGACCUUCACAGUGUCUCAGACAGGAAACUGCCGCAUCAUGGCAUACUGCGAUGCCCUGAGCUGCCUGGUGGUGUCACAGCCUUCUCCUCAGGCCUCCUUCCUGCCAGGCUUUGGUGUUAAGAUGUUGAGUACUGCCAACAUGAAAAGCAGUCAGUACAUUGCCAUGCAUGGCAAACAGAUCCGCGGACUGGCUUUCAGCAGUCGGUCCAAAGGCUUACUGCUUUCGGCUUCCCUAGACAACACUGUUAAACUGACCAGCCUGGAGACAAAUACAGUGGUCCAGACUUACGAUGCUGGUCGCCCUGUCUGGAGCUGCUGCUGGUGUCUUGAUGAAAGCAAUCACAUCUAUGCUGGACUGGUCAAUGGUUCGAUCCUGGUGUAUGACCUUCGAAACACGAGCUGUCAUAUCCAGGAGUUAGUACCCCAGAAAGCCAGAUGCCCGCUGGUGUCCCUGUCAUACAUACCCAGAGCUGCCUCAGCUGCAUUUCCAUAUGGUGGGGUAUUGGCUGGAACCUUGGAGAACGCUUCCUUCUGGGAGCUCAAAAUGGGCUUUUCUCAUUGGCCUCACGUGCUGCCCACGGAGCCAGGGGGCUGCAUAGACUUUCAGACAGAGAGCAGCACCCGGCACUGUCUUGUGACCUACAGGCCUGAUAAAAAUCACAACACUUUACGAAGUGUGCUGAUGGAGAUGUCCUAUAAGCUGGAUGGUGCUGGAGAGCCAGUCUGUUCCUGCCAUCCUGUACAAACGUUCCUUGGGGGACCCACUUGCAAACUACUGACCAAAAGUGCCAUUUUCCAAAACCCAGAGAAUGAUGGCAGCAUCCUGGUGUGUACUGGGGAUGAAGCAUCAAAUUCUGCCCUGCUGUGGGACGCCGGCAGUGGCUCGUUGCUUCAGGAACUGCAGGCCGAUCAGCCUGUCUUGGACAUCUGCCCGUUUGAGGUGAACCACAACAGCUACUUGGCUACCUUAACCGAGAAGAUGGUCCACAUCUAUAGGUGGGAGUGA
This is a messenger RNA of Odobenus rosmarus divergens (Pacific walrus), 2325 nucleotides long. RefSeq names its product ring finger and WD repeat domain 3 (gene RFWD3). Gene Ontology annotation, biological process: protein ubiquitination; interstrand cross-link repair; double-strand break repair via homologous recombination. The coding region runs from base 1 to 2325 and encodes 774 amino acids. Gene Ontology annotation, cellular component: nucleus; site of double-strand break. Lineage: Eukaryota; Metazoa; Chordata; Mammalia; Carnivora; Odobenidae. The record is from RefSeq and is a predicted model, not a curated record. Gene Ontology annotation, molecular function: protein binding; ubiquitin protein ligase activity. The transcript is spliced from 12 exons.